UUGGCUUUGAGGAGCAAAGGGGCUGGGUUAGUUAAGACCCCAUGAACUCGCCGUUAUGUCAAACCUGUCUGCAUCAGACUAGAGACAAAAACUACACAGCACAGGGCUGUCUUCGACUUCUGGAUAAUGGACGAGCAAAAAGUAGAAAUGUGACUGGAUUUUAAUCUUGUUUUUAGGUUUGUCAGCUUACUAAGACGUCGACGAUUUUCGCUUGAAAAAAUGACGACACGUAGGAUGCUGUCUGAAACAUUGGAACAUUUGAGUUCUGGGGAGCUUGAGGAUUUCUGCCUACAUGUUGAAUUGGAGAAAGGUGUCCCCCUCCUCUCAGAACCCGAUCUAAAAUCAAUAUGCCCAGAGAAAAUAGAGGAGCUGAUGGUGAAGAGAUACAGCGAGGAGGAGUGUGUGAAGUUGACCAGAAAUAUCUUAAAGAAGAUGAACAGGACUGAUCUCGUGAAGAGAUUGCUUGACGACAGACGGGAGCCCGAAGAAGAACACUCUAUGGAUGAAGAGCCGCUUUCACUGACCCAGAGGGUGGAAAAGAUGACAUCUGUUAUAGAACUGCUUGUGGAAAUUAUGGCUUGCCUAACAGAAGACCAGUAUGAGGAAUUCAAGCAGUUGAUCAGAAAUGAAGGCCACAAAACAUAUAAAUCAUACAACCCUCGUUUGCUGUGGCAGACAAACCAUCAGGACACUGCGUGUGUUACAGUUUUGACUUUUGGCCAAAACUCUGUUGUGAAGACGAUGAAGAUUUUAAAGAAGAUGAACAGAACUGAUCUGGUGCAGAAGUUGUUGGAGACCAGCUCAAGUUUCGAAAAGAAACGCUCAGAUGAACCACGCUCUGUCCUGUUGGAGAAAAAAUAUUGGAUGUGAUGGUGCAGACCUACGGGCGACAGUCUGUGGAUGAGACCAGUAAGAUUUUAAAGAAGUUGCACAGAGUUGAUCUCAUGCAGAUGUUUUCAGAGACUAGCUCAGAACCCAAAGUGGAUGAGCAUCAACCUCCAGUCUUUGAAAAAACGGUAAAGGAAGAUGUGGAACAUGUUCUUUCGGAAACAUUGAGUGGUUUGAAAUUUAUGGAGUUUGAGAAAUUUAAGUGGGUGCUGCAGCUCACAUACUUCCAGAGGAGUUUUACACAAAUCCAGUGGCACCACAUGAAGUGGGCAACAACUCCAGAUGAACUGGUGCAUCUGAUGGUGAUGAACCAGCAGCCUGUGGAGGUGACCAAAGAGGUUUUACUGGACAUGAACAGGACUGAUCUAGUUGAGAGGCUGAUGGCGACAGACUCAGGACUUCAAGAAGAACACUUUCUGGAAAAGCCGCUUGCAAUGUUCAGGAGGCUUAAAAAAAUGACGACACGUAGGAUGCCGUCUAAAACAUUGGAACGUUUGAGUUCUGGGGAGCUUGAGGAUUUCUGCCUACAUGUUGAAUUGGAGAAAGGUGUCCCCCUCCUCUCAGAACUCAAUCUAAAAUCAAUAUGCCCAGAGAAAAUAGAGGAGCUGAUGGUGAAGAGAUACAGCAAGGAGGAGUGUGUGAAGUUGACCAGAAAUAUCUUAAAGAAGAUGAACAGGACUGAUCUCGUGAAGAGAUUGCUUGACGACAGACGGGAGCCCAAAGAAGAACACUCUAUGGAUGAAGAGCCGCUUUCACUGACCCAGAGGGUGGAAAAGAUGACAUCUGUUAUAGAACUGCUUGUGGAAAUUAUGGCUUGCCUAACAGAAAACCAGUAUGAGGAAUUCAAGAAGUUGAUCAGAAAUGAAGGCCAUAUAAAAUAUAUAUAUCAUACAACCCUCGUUUGCUGUGGCAGACAAACCAUCAGGACACUGCGUGUGUUACAGUUUUGACUUUUGGUCAAAACUCUGUUGUGAAGACGAUGAAGAUUUUAAAGCAGAUGAACAGAACUGAUCUGGUGCAGAAGUUGUUGGAGACCAGCUCAAGUUUCAAAAAGAAACGUUCAGAUGAACCACGCUAUGUCCUGUUGGAGGAAGCAGCAACAAUGGCAGCUGUUAAAGAGCUGCUUUUGGAAAUCCUGCAUUCUUUAAA
This is a messenger RNA of Labrus bergylta (ballan wrasse), 2037 nucleotides long. NCBI's taxonomy places the organism in Eukaryota, Metazoa, Chordata, Actinopteri, Labriformes, Labridae. The record is from RefSeq and is a predicted model, not a curated record.